Messenger RNA from Coregonus sp. 'balchen', 2927 nucleotides. NCBI's taxonomy places the organism in Eukaryota, Metazoa, Chordata, Actinopteri, Salmoniformes, Salmonidae. The record is from the annotation of a GenBank genome assembly.
GGAAGUUCGAAUUGCUAGGUUCCGGUCGGGUUCACACACUGCAGCCACAGGUCUUUGCUGUUUGUUGAUAGUAGCAUAGCUAACCAGUCUGAACUGCUAUGUCAAUAUUUGUGACUUAGCUAGCUGAAGUAAACCAUUUUUACGGUGAAAAUGAGUUCUCCAGGGAAUCGACACGGGACAAAAAGACCUGGCUCUCCAAAUGAAGUAGGUUAAGUGUAUAGCUAGCUAAAUUCAUUGAACGUGACUACCUUGUGGUUCAGGUAGCUAGCCAACGUUAGCUAGCAAGGCCCGUCUUGUUGGCUUCAGCGAAGAGAAGUAUGCAGCUAGCUAUGCAGCCACUAACUCAAGAAAGCCAUAACUACAGAGUAAAACCACAGUUAUAAAAAUCGUUGGUAAAACAGCUAGCUAAUUAAUUAAUUGUAAACAACCAAUAGUAUAGCUAGCUACGUUACUGUACGUUAGUCAACAAAUCACCAUAAAAAAGUAGUUCGUUUUUAGCUAACCUUUUCACCAUGUUAGGUGGCCAGAUUGACAGUUCAUUAUGCUUGCCGGACAGCCAGGCAAUAAUUAGAAACAUAUUUAUUUUUGAUAAAUUAAUCAACUCAAUGCUGUUACUACUAGGCCUAUGAUGUAACUAGCUGACGUUAGAUUAAGAUGUGAUUUAGCCUCAUAUCAAACUGCCAAAUUAGCCAAGGUGCAAUAGACCUAGGGCUAUAUUCUGGGAUCCCAUUCUUUGUGUACUGUAGCCAAUGUGUUGGUUUCUUGCAGGAUGGACCUACUCCAUGGGAAGCUGCAGAUCUGGGGGACAACGAGAGAAAGCAGAAGUUUUUGCGGUUGAUGGGUGCAGGGAAGGUUUGUUUGGUCAUGUUCUAUGUAGACUAUUACAAUGUUUCCCAACCCUUUCCUCUGGACCACUAGAAGUUCACAUAUUUGUUGUAGCCCUUACACUGGCACAACUGACUCAUUGUCAACUAAUCACCAAGCCCUUGACUAGUUGAAUCAAGUGUGUCAGUUUUAGGGCUCAACAAAUAUGUAAAACAUCUGGUACUGGACUAUUACUGUUAUUUCAACUUGUGACCAUUACCUCUAUUCCAGUAUUAGAUUGAGCCACCAUUUUAUUGUAGGCUACACCUUAUAAUCCAUACAGCUUUGUCAAAGGAGAAACAGAACUGUGGUAUUACAGAAUCCAAUGUUUACUGUAUUUGUUUCUGCAGAAAGAGCACACCGGGCGCCUAGUCAUUGGAGAUCACAAGUCAACAUCCCAUGUCCGCAGUGGUGAGGAACCCUCUUUGAAUUAUACAUAAGGGUUGUCAUGGUACUUGUAUCGUGACAACCCUAUUCUACACUUCCUUUCAAUCACACACUCUUUACUCAUGGAUGUAUCUAUUUAAUCUAAUCUUAUCCCAUACCAAUACAGUACUAUCUCGGACCGAAUAGCACUGUAUUGGGUAUGAUUGGUGUUUCACUAGCUUGUCCUCUGCAGGGGCGGAGGACCAGAGGAUGAAUUCUGAGCUGGAGCUGCAGUACCAGCAGGGGCUGGACGGGAAGCUGUCAGGCAGGAACAGGAGACACGUCGGCCUGGGCUUCAGCGAGGUGAGGGAUCAUGGACAGACGGGUUGAACAUCAAUACAGAGCGUGCUUGCCACAUGUCCCUGUUGUUGCUGGUUGAGAACCGGUCCUAGCAAAGAUGGCCAAGAAAUGGUUACAUUAUGAUGCAUAGGGCCUCUGAAAUCAGCCUAUCUACAGUUAUAUUAUCUAUGGUGUUGAAUGGCUGAAUCGCGAGGUAUUAAAUAAGAAACGCUUGUUUUUAUUUUCUGUUGCAAAACGUUUGUCGUAAUGAACACAAUCCUGGACUGUUACAGCAAGGUGAAGCCUAGAAUGAGAUGAGGCUAGAAUGACAUGAUUAGACUGUGAUGUAAUACUGAUUGCUUGACUGAUUGAUGGAUGAUAUACAUUUUGAGAUUUGAGUUAGGGGCAGUGCUCCUAAUUGGACCUGUAUGUUUUCAUAUGUAAGAUUAAUGACAGCAGAUGAAGUUCCACAACAUCAAAAUGUGUUGCUCUGUCUGUAAGACUGUUUGUGAUUGGCUCAAGUCACAGAGGCAUGAUUGCUACAGUCAAUGUCCAUGACACACCUGCGUGUCGCCUGUUGCCCCAGUCUUCAGAUAUUAAUUUUGUGUCUCUUCUGUUCUCCCCACAGCCUGACCCACCUCCACCACCCGCAGAGAGCCAAGGCAAAGCAGAGCAACCAGCCAGUCCCAAAGCCCCAGACAGCCCUUCGGAACCCCAGGAGUCACUGGACAAAUCCCCCUCACAGAGCCCAGAGGGCGGGAGGACAGAGCCCAGCGCAAAAGACAAGAAAGAAGACAAGAAACACAAAAUGGCCUUUGUGAAGUCAUCCUAAGACUGGGCGAAAAACUGAGAAUCACCUUUUCUAAUGUCGAACCACAGAUUUGUACAAACGAUGUUCGUUUGUCUCGGAAGUACUCCCUAGAUGAUACAUGGUAACUUUGUGGUUUAAGAAUGCCUUUUUUUUAUGUUUCAAUGCUGAGCAGCAAAGCAGUAGUGUACUACUGUAGGAGGGAAUGUAAUCAAUGAUUGAGCCAGAUUCUUCCCAUUGUUUCCUUGUCAAUUUUUUUGGAAUUCCUAACUAGAAGAGGGACUUGUCCAACGUGUUUUAAUGGAUCUGAGAUUAAGCAAAAGCUUUAAUUAAGUUGGGUUGAAUGUAAUGGGGUUGAACCUAUUGGCUCGAUAGGUAUUUUACAGUCCUGUUCAAUGUCUCACCAUGAGUAAUAAAAUGUACUUGAACUACAAACUGAAUAUCAAUAAACUGAAGCACCACAGUUCUCUCAGGGUGGGUCUGGUGAAUUGUGGGGGAGAAAAUAGUGAUAAGGAAAUAGUUACAGAAACUAUACUGAACAAAAAUAUAA